AAAAGGCCAAUCCCAUUUUGGCAUUGCAGCAAAGCAUAUUGGGCCCCUGUGAAGUUAGAUCUAAAACCACUUCUCGGCUGAAAGUUCGAUCAUUUCAGUCUCAAAUUAUCCCCAAAACUGGAGAUGUUGUUCGUUGUUAAACACUACUGCAAUCUAGAAAGCUGAAAAAUAGAACUGUCUAUGCUGGAGCCUUCUUCCUUGUGGUUCACUGAUAUCCAUUCAAGAAACCAGUUUUUGAGUAAAUGCUUGUACUUUUGAGAAAACGGUAUAAGAAAAUUUCCGAGGACCAGAAAAGGUAUUGAAUGAGAAAAAUUAUGGGUAUGAAGUUUUUUGCCAAUGCAAUAUCUGUGUACAGAAAUUAUAGCAGUAAGAGUUUUAGCAAUAGCAGCGUCCGUGAGGGUUAUAGGAGUGGAAAUAAGAACAAGAAGAAUAACUCCAAAACCCCUAAAGCCCGUUUUAAAUGGACUGAUGAACAGAGUAAGGUGUUGGAUCAUGUUCGUAGUGGCCGAUCCUUGUUUAUUACUGGCUCUGCAGGGACAGGGAAAACAGUUUUGCUUAAGCAUAUAAUCAAAUUAUUGAAACAGACUUAUGGAAAAUCGAGGGUUUUUGUGACUGCAUCUACUGGGAUUGCAGCAUGUGCUAUUCGUGGACAGACACUUCAUUCGUUUGCUGGUAUUGGAAUUGGUGACGGUGAUCGUGAAAUGUUGGUUAAUCGGGUUAUAAAUGAUAAGAAGGCUUGUAUAAGGUGGAAUAAGGCACAGGUGUUGGUCAUUGAUGAAAUUAGCUUAGUGGAGGCAAAUUUGUUUGACAAUCUUGAAUAUAUAGCAAAAGCAGUUCGUGACUCUGAUAAGGUGUGGGGUGGAAUUAGGCUUGUUGUAAGUGGGGACUUUUUUCAGUUACCUCCCAUAUUUAAGCAGCAAGAUCCAUCUCGCAAAGAGUUUGCGUUUGAAGCUGAUUGUUGGGAUUCAAGCUUUGAUAUACAGGUGGAACUUUCCAAGAUUUUUAGGCAGUCUGAAGAUAGGUUGAUUAAAUUACUUCAGGGUAUUAGGAGAGGCAACAGUGAUCCUGAAGACUUGCAGAUUCUAGAACAAUCAUGCUCGGUUUCUGAGCCUGAUCCUUCAGUGGUGCGACUCUAUCCUAGAAUUGAUGAUGUAAACAAAGUAAAUGAGGAGAGAAUGAAAGCCUUAUCUGAGGAAAAGGUAAUCUAUGAGGCUUCUGAUGAAGGUGAAAAGCCUUGGAGGAGGCAGCUUGCUUUAGGGCUAGCUCCCAACAAACUUGUACUGUGCAAAGGUGCAAGGGUAAUGCUGAUAAAAAAUUUGAAUGUUUGGCGUGGAUUUGUGAAUGGUGCUACUGGUACGGUCACUGGAUUUACAAAGGAUGGCAAUGGCACGAUCCUAACUCCUGAUAAUCUUUUGCCGGUUGUGGAAUUUGAUUCAGGCCGAGAAAUAGUUAUUGAACCUGAAAAGUGGUAUGUAAUGGAAGGAUCUUCACCCGUUGCUCGUCGACUGCAAUUACCUCUCGUUUUGGCUUGGGCUAUAAGCAUUCAUAAGUGUCAGGGUAUGAGUCUUGACCACAUACAUACUGAUCUUUCUAGAGCUUUCGGGUGUGGCAUGGUUUAUGUUGCACUUUCCCGUGUGAGAAGCUUAGAUGGCCUUCAUUUAUCUGGUUUCUCUCCCUCGAAAAUUAAGGCUCACCCGAAGGUUUUGCAGUUUUAUAGCCGUUUUGCUCCUGAACAGGAAAAGGAAAAGGAAGACGGGCAUGGUGUUGUUGCUGACAAGAAAGAAGAUACCAGUAAUAACUCGCUUUCUGAUUCAGAUAGAACAAGCGAUGGAAAAACAUAUCAGUUUUCGCUUAAAGAGUUCCUAUUCUCACUUGAGCAAAAGAAAUUUUCUCUUAAAGACUUUUUAUCAUCUCACCUAUCACGUCUGCGAGGGAAAUGAAAGGAACUUUCUUUGAUUACAACUAAAAAUACUUUGUUCAUCCCCCCACCUUUGAGAGCAGCCGUAGUGGUGACCUGCCUAGCUUGGGGAUCAAGAAUAUGAUAUAUGGCAACUGUCACUAAACUAAACCUCUUGUGGACAUAAAAGAAAAAAAGAAAAAAGGCCUGGAAGAAAGAAACAGACUUAUACAUGGUUUCUUUUUUCAUCUCUUGAUAGUUUAGAGGUGAGGGGGAGACUAUUUACUUUAUUUAUUAUUAUUGUUUUUUCAUAUUGAGAUUAGAUCUUUGUUUCAUUUUUUCCUACUUUUUAGUACAUUCCUUUACAAGCAACGAUUUAAAUUAUUACUGCAUUUAUUGGCUCCUUCAAGCAUCUAAAUUUUCACUCUUCAUUCACUCAUAAGCUUCUUGAUUGCUUAGGGAGGAGUAUGACAUAUAAAGGAAGAGACUCUAUUGCCUAGAGAGAAGCAUAGCUUCUAGAGAAAUAGAUUCUCACAUUGAAUGCGAAGUAUUCAAUGUGAUUGUUUCAGGAGUGUGGUUUAUAGGUGAAGGAAUUUGCAUACUGAAUGCAUACCUUCAUGCUUACUGUUAUCAGGGUAACUUGUAUAUUCGUGUUUAUUUUGUGUUAAAACACUUGUAAAAUACAAAAAUUAUCAUGUCAUAAUAUGUGUCGACCUAUCAAAUACAAAACUUAUUUUUUAGUCUUUUUCAAA
Molecule: messenger RNA, 2649 nt
Organism: Durio zibethinus
Lineage: Eukaryota; Viridiplantae; Streptophyta; Magnoliopsida; Malvales; Malvaceae
Biological process (GO): DNA repair; telomere maintenance
Molecular function (GO): ATP hydrolysis activity; DNA helicase activity
Source: RefSeq, a predicted model, not a curated record